Messenger RNA from Fomitiporia mediterranea MF3/22, 207 nucleotides. RefSeq lists its product as uncharacterized. The transcript is spliced from 2 exons. Lineage: Eukaryota; Fungi; Basidiomycota; Agaricomycetes; Hymenochaetales; Hymenochaetaceae. The annotation marks the transcript as partial. Gene Ontology annotation, molecular function: heme binding; oxidoreductase activity, acting on paired donors, with incorporation or reduction of molecular oxygen; iron ion binding. The record is from RefSeq and is a predicted model, not a curated record.
GGCCCUUUUGGCCUUCCUAUUGUUGGAAAUUUAUUCCAAUUACCGGGAAGCGAUUCAAUGAAGCAUUUUGCAACUUGGAAAACACAUUAUGGUCCAAUUUCAUCAUUUAGAAUAUUUUUCAGGACCUUUGUUGUGGUCAAUGACUUCCGAGUUGCUGUAGAUAUAUUUGAAAGGAGGUCCUCCAUUCAUUCUAGCCGUCCAGAAUUG